AUGUCAAACUCUCUGGUGGGUAAAUUCAUGGGACCACACACAAACAUUGAGAUUGUUAGGGCUUAUGUUAAAUGGAAAUGGGCUUUGAAAGGCAAUGUUGAAAUUUCGGCUUUGCCCAAAGGCCUUCUCUCCUUUACCUUUUCUUGUGAAGAAGACAAAUUAAGGAUUCUUUAUGGUAACCCUUGGUUGGUCAGAAAGAUAGCUCUGGUCCUCCAAAAAUGGCACCCGAAUCUAAAUAUGAGUGAAUCUCUUCUUGUGCAAGUCCCAGUCUGGGUUAAGCUCCCAGAUCUGCCUCUUGAAUAUUGGGCAAAAAGUGUUUUCUCGGGUAUUGCAAGCUCUUUUAGUGAGCUCCUCUUAAUAGAUCUGGUCACAGCCUCAAGAAGAAGGCUCACUCAUGCCAGAUUCUAUGUAGGGGUUGCCUGCGAUGUAGAUAUGCCUAAGCAGAUAGAUGUUGUGUCUAAGUUGGGUACCUGGAAACAACAUAUCGAAUACAAAUCCAUCCUCUUUUCUUGUUUCCACUAUAAAAAAGAAGGUCAUUGGGCUAAACAUUUCCCUCUAAAUCCCAGAGGGGAUAACAAGCAAGCCAAAGCUACAGUUGAGAGUAGAAAGGCUCCGUAG
Molecule: messenger RNA, 618 nt
Organism: Cryptomeria japonica (Japanese cedar)
Lineage: Eukaryota; Viridiplantae; Streptophyta; Pinopsida; Cupressales; Cupressaceae
Exons: 1
Coding region: 1-618 (205 amino acids)
Source: RefSeq, a predicted model, not a curated record